This is a messenger RNA of Ostreococcus tauri, 1242 nucleotides long. Its product is annotated as Tetratricopeptide repeat. The transcript has a single exon. Lineage: Eukaryota; Viridiplantae; Chlorophyta; Mamiellophyceae; Mamiellales; Bathycoccaceae. The record is from RefSeq and is a predicted model, not a curated record. The coding region runs from base 1 to 1242 and encodes 413 amino acids. Gene Ontology annotation, molecular function: protein binding.
AUGGCGCUCGCGCCGUGGACGUCCGCGGUGCCGAGUCGCGGGGCGCGCGUGGCGCCGCGCGCGACGCCCGAGCCGGGGCGAGGGAAUCGGAAGAAGCAAAAUACCGGCGGGAGGCGGGCGAAGAAGCCGCAGAGGCAGGAAUUCGUCGAGGACGAGGGACGACGCGAGCGCGAGUUCGCCGACGUCGCGCGCAGAGUGCGCGCGAGGGAGGCACCGGUUGAAGAUGAGCGCGCGGGGGCGUUCGUGGGGGCGAACGCGGGGGAGUUUGAGGCCAAGUUGGCGGAGCUGAAGGCGAAAAAGCGAGACGCGAGCGGGACGUUCGACGAGGGCGUCGGCGGGGCGUCGUUCGAUAUGAACGCCAAAGUGGAUUUUGGUGGAGCGAAGGCGACGCCGAGAGGGCCGAUGGCGAACCGGUUGGCGGACGAGCGAGCGCCGGUGGCAAAGGAGGACGAGGAGGAUGGAAACCAGACGCUCGUGCGCGUGGUGAGCUUCUUAGCGGCGUGCGCGCUCGUGGUGGUCUUCAUUCCGUCAGAUUUAACGUUCAACGCCCCAGCGGGAACGCAAAAAGGUGGGCUGAGCGAUAGUGUGAAGGAAGAGGUGAGGAAACAGGCAGAGGCGGUGGAAGAGGCGCUCACCGCAGCGCCAGAAGAUGCAGACAAGUUGCGCCAAGCCGCGCAGUCUUGGCUCGCUUUGGACGAUUAUCCCAAGGCACUUCCUUUCCUCGAGCGACUCGUCGCGAUCGACCCGUCGAACGAGGAGAACGUGAGCGCGUUGGCGGAGACUUGGAUCGCCGAUGGCCAACCGAGUCGAGCGGUCGAGGCGUACCGUGGCAUCAUCGACGCCGAGGUCUUGGGUAAAGGACCGAGCAGCGCGCCGUCUAGCUCAUUCUUACGCGGUUACCUCGAUGCCCUUGGUAAAGCCGGGAGAAACGGUCUCGCUCUCGAGUACGCCAAGACAUUCUCAAAGAAGGGUUGGGUUGACGAUGUCGAUUCUCAACUCCUCCAAGCGAGAGUGUACUCCGCGUGGAAGGGCCACGGCAAGGAGGCUGAUCAAGCCUUCCAAGAGGUUGUCGACGCGCACCCUGACGAUUUCCGCGCACAUCUGGCUCAAGGUGUCUUCUACCGCCAGGUUGGAAAACCCGACGCCGCUGAGAAUAGCUUCCGCAAAGCCAAGAGUCUCGCUCCCGCCGACGUCCAACGCGUCAUCAAGGAAGUGAUCGCCGCCUCGAAAUCCCAAACGUGA